Messenger RNA from Uloborus diversus, 1478 nucleotides. RefSeq names its product tectonic-like complex member MKS1. Gene Ontology annotation, cellular component: MKS complex. The record is from RefSeq and is a predicted model, not a curated record. Gene Ontology annotation, biological process: cilium assembly. Lineage: Eukaryota; Metazoa; Arthropoda; Arachnida; Araneae; Uloboridae.
GGUUACUAUGGCGAUUUUAUCUUUUGUAAACAUUAUCGUCUUUUACUUAAAAAGUUGAAAAAAUAAUUUUGUAAGAUUUGGAUAUGCUUGAAGAAACAAUGUGUGCAAUAUGUGCUGGCUAUUUCAGUUGUUUAUUUUUUGCAAAUUCACAGCAUGAUUUCAUGAAUGCUCUGCCUGCUUCAAACAUUUAAAAUAUGGAAAAUGUUUUGAAUAGAGAUUUGCCUGUCGGAGUGUACCGAACCUAUGAUGAAAUAAAGAACCUAAAAAUUAGGUUCAAAGUCAGAAAAAUUGCUAAUGCAUGCUUUAGUACUCGAGAUUCUCAAGAAAUGCAAGAUCCAAAUGAAAUUGAACUGGUGAAUUUAAUCAAGUCUUCAACAGCUCUUGUGGAACGUACAAUCUCAUGGCAAGAAAAAAUAGAAAAAAGUGAAAGAAAUGAUUUGGAAGAAAACAGCAAGGAGUCGGUAACAAUAUCUAUCUUCACAUAUACCGAUUCAGAUGUUCUAUCUCAAUCAUUAAUUAAUGAAAGGUCUAUUGCACAUCCUACUUCUUCAUCGCUUAGUCAUUUGGAAAGAAAGCUGCUAAAAAGAAAACCAAAAUCAAGAAUGAAUUUUCAUGAUUUUGUUACAUGGCAAAAGCCUCUAUUCUCAUAUGGUAAAGAAAUAAUUAAAAAGCAGGACAGUUCCAAUACCAUAUUUCUGCCUGUAGGUCAAACUCUGCUUGUCAUGGCUGCUUUAUUUUAUGAAGAUGGCUCAUCUUCUGAAGAAAUAGAACUAUGCUGUUUACGCUAUAAUGAUUAUGGUACUUUGAUUGUCUGUCCAGAUUUUUGCAAGAGUAAAGCAUUUUCAUUUCUUAAUAGCAGAUCAGAAGCAUUUGAAUAUGAAUUCGAAAACGUUUCACAUGUUCUAAAAGAAUCUGAAAACUUGCAAGAAAAAGGUUUCUUUCGAAAGGUUGAGCUUCAAAAACAAAAAGUGAUUACUGAUGCUGUUGGAGAAAUAUUUUUCUUACCUCCUGAAGACAACAUCUUAUUUACUAUAAAUUGUGAAAUAGUGUCUGCAAGCUACUUCUUGCUUCAAAAUAUUUUUGUGCAUUAUCAAAUAAUUCUUCCUGAAGGUUGCUGUUCAGAAAGUCCUUUGGAGGGGACCACUGAAACAUGUAGAAGCAAACAAAUUGAGCAAGCUAACGUUGCUUAUUUUGGAUACAGCUUUUCAGUGGAUGUUGUAACUAAAGCGCCUUUUUUAAACAGGUUGUCCAGUUUAAAAGUACUAGUCGAAGCAACUUCUGUUGAUUAUUGGGGCAACUUUCGUAAUGAAGGAUAUGGCUAUGGCGAUAUAGUAUUAGAACCAGGACAACUCAAAAUGGAGAUUCUAACGUGGAAACUUGAACCUACAACUCUUAAGAGCAAGUUACAUAAUUUUUUUAUUGGUGGAGUGCCGAGCUUAGAAGACAUAUCCUAUGUAAUUAGUCCAAGAGAGACAAAA